Molecule: messenger RNA, 303 nt
Organism: Brugia pahangi
Lineage: Eukaryota; Metazoa; Nematoda; Chromadorea; Rhabditida; Onchocercidae
Source: the annotation of a GenBank genome assembly
AUGCAUUUUACUUAUUUCUUAUUUUUGCUAACAUCUCUAAUACUAUCAUCAAAUUGUAACAAUUCAACAAUCUAUAAAACAAAAUAUAAUGAACCAUUGGAACGACGUGAUGUACCUUUGACCUAUCGAUUACAUAGCGAUUUGUUAAAGUAUUAUAAGAAAGGUACACGACCGGUGAUACAUCCAAAUAAAAUUAUCAGUGUUACAAUGAGUGUUUUCCUAUAUCAAAUUAUUAAAUUGGAUGCUGUGAAGAAUACCAUCAGUUUAUCAGGUAGUUUCGAAAUGGUAAGUAAGAUUUAUUAA